Pieris napi is the source of this 5940-nucleotide messenger RNA. RefSeq lists its product as uncharacterized. The transcript is spliced from 10 exons. Gene Ontology annotation, biological process: actin cytoskeleton organization; protein phosphorylation. Bases 387 to 2882 code for a protein of 831 amino acids. Gene Ontology annotation, molecular function: ATP binding; protein serine/threonine kinase activity. Gene Ontology annotation, cellular component: cytoplasm; nucleus. The record is from RefSeq and is a predicted model, not a curated record. Lineage: Eukaryota; Metazoa; Arthropoda; Insecta; Lepidoptera; Pieridae.
AUUUAAGCUGUGGAAUGUAUGUACGAAAUGAAAUUGAAAAUUGAAAUGCAUGGUUUGCUUCGGAGUUUGGUUUUGUACGCGCGUCGUCAGUCAAUGAGACUGUUCGGUUAAGAUAUUUUAUUUGUGUAUUAGACAGUUUCAUUAAAUUAAUCGAAUUCGUAUCAAACAUUAUUCUAAACCUAAAUAUCUGGGAUGCGUCGUAGUUAUGUGAAAGUGACAGCGGUUUAUUAAAGAUAAGUUCUUUUUUUUGUGAGAAUAACAAUGUUAUUUCGCAUAGUUUCAAGUACCGCCACAUAAAUAUUGUGAUGCUAUCGUUAAUAUGUACAAUCGAAAAUCAUUAUGUUCGAAGCGGGAUAAACUGUACGAGUUGUUGAUUACCUGUUAGAAUGCAAGACGAGUGUUCGGAGGAAACGAGGAGUAACUUCGAGCGGCGGCGGCCUACGAAGGUGUUAAAGAUAGCUGAGAGUUUUACCAACUUGGAUGAGAUUGCUAAAGCAGGUCGGUUCGUAAGGGGGCCGUAUUCGAAGAUCGGGAGACGGUUUCAGGAGAAUGGGGCUCGCAGCAAACGUGGAUGUUGUGAUGAUGAUUGUGCGGAGUCAAGUGGUAGUGAUGGUGAAAGACUUGGUGAUCGAAGAGUGACGGGCUCGUCUUGCACGGCCCUGCGGACUGCUGUUGCUGCGCUUUACCCAUUUGACGACUUCAUAUUGGAGAAAAUUGGAGCAGGAUUCUUCUCUGAAGUUUUCAAAGUAACACACAAAACGUCCGGCAAAGUUAUGGUGCUGAAGAUGAACCAGCAGCGGGCGAACCGACCCAACAUGCUUCGGGAGGUUCAGCUCAUGAACAAACUCAAACAUCCUAAUAUUUUGGGAUUCAUGGGUGUCUGCGUGCACGAAGGCCAGCUCCACGCACUGACAGAGUUCAUGGAGGGCGGUUCAUUGGAACAGCUUAUCCUCAGCAGACCACCUGAGCCUCUGCCGCAACCGUUGCGCGUGUCGCUGGCCGCAGACAUGGCUGAGGGUCUUAUGUAUCUGCAUUCUCUUGGCGUCUUCCACAGGGAUCUUACUUCUAAGAAUGUAUUAUUAAGAAAAAAUGCCGAUGGUGAAUACAUAGCAGUGGUCGCCGACUUUGGUUUGGCGGCGAAAAUACCUCAUCCGAUUAAUGGAUAUCGCUUACCAAGUGUGGGAUCGCCUUGGUGGAUGUCCCCCGAAUGCCUGCGUGGCCGCUGGUACGACCACCGAUCUGAUAUUUUCUCCUACGGGAUCAUAUUGUGCCAACUUAUCGCCAGAGUGGACGCAGACCCGGACGUUCUCCCUCGUACGGAUAACUUCGGUCUGAACUACAUGGCGUUUGUGGAACUCUGUGACGAGUAUACUGUCCCAGACUUCCUACGAUUGGCCUUCAACUGCUGCAUUUACGAGCCCAAGGCGCGACCACUAUUCCCCGAGAUAGUGAGCAAGUUGGCCGAGAUUAAGGAAGGCCUAGAUGACACAGCAUGGGGCUGCCACGCCUCCACUAACACUUAUGACAGUGAGGAGGCGGACGCAUCCUGCGGUCGUACGUACUCGUCGUGGGCGUGGCGUCGGCCUUUACGGAUGCGUUCGGAGACAGGCACGCACCCACACAGAGAUACACGUAGCGCAGCCCACCGACGCUCGUUAUCCGAGCUGGAAUGCAUGUCUCGCGUGUCUCCCCUCUCUCCCCCUCAUCGCUCAGCCUGCGCCCUCGACCCCGCACCCCCCGCCCCUCCCUCCCUCGCUCGUCUUCAUCGUCUCGCCCACAUAAUGCUCCUACGGGACACCCACGCGGCUCCCCGACCCGCGAAACGAGCAUUACAUACCUUCCGUGGCGUCCACAAAAUACUGGAAUCAAAUCCUCCUCGAGGGGGCUCCGGAACCCCCCGGAAUCGAUGCUCCAGCGGCGACCCCCCCAACCUUUACCCCACCUCGGACGAGCCGAGAUCGUCGUCGCUUCCCCCCUCGCCGGUGUUCAGUAGGAAACAGAAGCUGAGCGACUCGGAACUAAAACGCCGCGGAUCGUGCGAGAGUGGGAUAUUCUCGGUGGCCAAUGAGGACUUUGGACACGCGAGUUAUGGCGCCAUGUGCCCAUGCUCGCUUAUGGGAUGUCAUAGAUGUUGGUGGUGGCGUCGCGAAUCCAGUGAACGUUCGGGCGACGAGUUCGAGGAACAGCCCCGUGUACGGGUUUGCACGGACUGCCUCGUCCUAUACGAGCGGGUGUUGCGACGUCGGCCGACGUUGCCCGACGACUCCGCCCUUUCCACCACAGUGAGUUCCCUCCGCAGCCUCGACGACGAGGAGUCCGUCCGAGACAACGACGCCUCGCCUUUCCUCUGCGGCCUCCUCGACACGGAGGAGACCGAGCGGGAGUACCACGUCCUGACGAAGUGCUGCUGCGUCGGCCGCGUGCAGUGUUCCCAUCGUCCCCUGGACGAGGACGAACUCAACCGCGUCCUCCCGAGGGUUCUCAACUUUCCAUCCCAUCUCUUCUCCUGCAAGCGCACCUCGAGCGUCUACACGGACAGUUCGGAGGACGUCGCUUCCCUCGGCUCCGACAUUUACGACGACCGGAUCCCUCGACACGUCAGAUCCGCGCAAAUAUCCAAAAUCGUCGAGUACUUCGAACGAAAAGGCGCCGACUUCAAGUGCGAGUUCAAGGGGCAGAGGGUCAAAAUGAGCAACUUUGGCAAGUUCGGCAAAGAGAAGGCCGAGAAGGAGUACUUCGUCGACGUCAAGCACAGAAGCGCGGGGAGUCGGAUGGAAGUGGUGGGGGAAGAAGGGUGCGGGAGGAAAUGCGUCGCCCAGAGACUGAUGAUCUGCGAAGGAGCCGUCAAAUCGAAACUGCCACUCUUCGAUAAAAAGUCAUAACGUAAGGGAUACGAAGUCGAGAGGCGAUCUCAGAAGUGAUCGUGCGGUCAAUUCAAUUUAGUUGUCGGGAGAGUUAAAACCAGUGUUACAUUUUGAAUCCGUUGACUCACCGAUAGAUAAACGUACGUAUACGUGAAGUGUACGUAUACGCCCGUCUACGCGACUAAAUCUCUUUGAUAGACCGCGUUUGCUAGAGUUCGACACGACUUUGUCAUGUGUCAAAUUGUUCAGUGACUUCCAAAUAGAGUAAAUAAAAUUUAAAAACUAUUUAUAUUCCCUAAAUAUUAUAUACAAAGCAAGAGCAAUAUUAUAUGAUCGGUAUACAUUGUUAAGCAGUAUUUCAAGGCUAGUGCCAAGGGUGAAACGUUUGUGACAAUAUAUGAACAUGGUGCUUUCAGAAAUUGUGGUUAUUCACCAUUUCUUUUACAUCAAAUCGUAUUGAUGGUGUAAAAUAUUAUUUCCUUCUUAAAGAAUUUCGAUAGCCAUUGGCAUUGAAUUGACAAUUUGUCGGGAUUUCUUUGACAGUUAUUCUCACUAUCACUUCAUAGACACAGAUCAAUAAGUCAAACUAAUUCUCCCAUCUGUCAAAAAGUAUCUCUGUGACAUUUACAGUCUGUGAAUCUCUUAUUGCGUUCUACAGUUUCUGGAGGCACCUAAUGACGAUUCCGCGUUUAUUUGACUGAAUAUACUAAGCAUUUCUUUGGAUAUAUGAGAUUAUGUAACGGUUGUAGAGAUAUAGACUAAUACUGACCAGAGAUGGCCUACGUUUUGACGACUUAUGCUCGGUUCCUAUAUUAAGCACUAUCCGUCCGUAUUUCAAUUUUCACGUUUGGUUCUAUCCUUAAAAUAUCAGCAAAUAAAUUAUACUGAAGAGUAAAAAAGAGAAGAAUAAAAUUUACGGUUACCGAAAAUUCAAAUAUAAUCGUGAGUUCGAAUUCCAAAGGCCAUUGCAACAACUGCCUUUCAACCGUCCUAAUAAAUGAAGGUAGAGAAUUUGGCGAAGAUUUUUCUUCUUAUAGCUGAUAUUUUGGAUGCUAGAACUUGGAGAUCUGUUGGAAUUUCUGGAUUCCAUAACAUUGGAAUAUGGAUGGAUAGUUUUACCAGACUAUUUAAAAGUUUUUUAAACUACAGAAAUUUGAUCAAAUUUCGAGGUCACUUUCUACAUUUUUUAUAGAGACCAGACAUAAGUCGAAACCCAUUUCGAUGGAUGUGUAUUUUUCAAUAGCGCCGUUUAGACGCAGUGUAAAUAAUUUAGAUUUAAAAAUUAAUAAUAAUUUAUAUAAAUUUAAUUUAUGUAUACAGUAUUACGUUACUUGCCAGUUCGCGUGUAUAUAUCUUUUUUGAAAGUGGCAACUAUUCAAAAUUAUUUUUCAUCGUUUCGCAAAUUCGUCCUAUAACGAAAUUAUUUAUAAUGGUGGGGCGUUCCUAGUCUUAAACGCGUCACUUAGUCCAUCAUAAAUUAAUUGCACUUAGUAUAAGUAAAUCGAAGGUUUUUAUAAAUUGGUAUUAUAUUUUUAAUAUUAACACGAAUGUUGCAAUAUUUUUUUAUUAAUAUGCGGGGUUGGAAUGUUGCCAAUGUCAAGUUUCACGUCUGUCAAAUAUAAACUUCAGAAGUGACAGUUCUUGAAUGUCUUUUUGACAUUGGCGUAUCUAGAACGAUACGUAUUAUAAAAUACAGAAUAGAAAUGUUUCUUGAAUAUUCGAAAAUAAUAAAACAAUAUUUAUAUUGGCGGUCUGUUCCUAGACGAAAUGGCAGCGGUGAAUAUGAACAAAUUGUGUCACGUGACGUAAGAUAAUAGACUAUGUUUGACGAUGUUUUACGCAUGUGGAACGUCAACGACAAAAAGCUAGUUAUUGUAACGGAAAAAUAAACAUAGAAGAAAUAUAUAAAUAAUAAUUUUGUCGUAUAUUUCGUCAAAUAUUUGAAAAGUCUAAAAACUAAGACAAAUAUCUGACUAAGACCUGUAACGUUGAUUCAAGGAACCGCUCCGAAAGCGUUCUAACCCCGUAGUGUUUAUUAUUUCGGUCACAUAAAUAAUUUCUCAUAUAAUCGAGGUCAUCCCUCAUAAUUGUAAAAUAAAUAAAUUACAUAUUUUUGUCAUAAUCAUAUCGUCAGGGUAUUUCGAAUGUAAAUAUAUUUUAAAUCUAUAUAAACCCGAUUUAAUCAGUGCCAAACAAAUUGUUUUGUUGUUUGAUAAUACUGUGGUAGACUUUCCAUUUAGUACAGUAUAGUCCUGUCUUUCCUGUAUGUACUGCAAGAUUUUCCGGUUACGCAAUUUUUUUUAAAUUCUGUCAAAAUUAUUUUUCUCAGCUUCUUAAGCCGCAAUUCCUAUCGAACGACAUAUCGGGCAGCUAAAUAACGUUAAAAACUCAGCAAUUGCAUUUCGUGUCAUUCGAAACGGUUGUUAGGAAAAUAUCUUAGAGCGCGGCCACACGAUGCGGUAACGGUGCGGUGCGACGCCACACCGCAAUUACUUCGAGCUAUGGGGUGUCACACGGACGUUGCGAUGUGAUAUUUUACCCCUCCCCGUCUCGUCUCGCAGGUCACAACUCCGGCGCGCUUGCGGUGUGAUGCCGCGCGACGGCGCAACGCGUCGUGUGACAUUGUAUAGUGAUUUGUAUGUAGGAUGACGUUGCGGCACCGCUCCGGCGCCGCACCGCACCGUUACCGCAUCGUGUGGUCGCGCUCUUAGUCCUAAGUACAACCGUACGUCAAAUACGUAUUAGAUUUGUCUCUUCCUCUGUUAUCCUUAAAUAUCCUAUCAUAUGCAUUACACAUUUCCCUCACCAAUUAGUUCCUAACGCACAGCCAUUUAUUCCCGUGAAUGGAACCGUUUUAAAUGUUAUUGUUUAAAGCACGUUUCAGAACAACAACAUCCGUCCAGUACUUGUUAUUUUCGUUUUCUCGAUUCUAAAGUGAAGUCCCGAGAGAUAUUUUUAGCGGUUAAACUAAAUACUUACUAGAUUUUCUGACGCAAAUUAUACUUAGUUCGUAAAAAAGCUCUUCCUUGUUUAGUUGCUCGGCGAAAUUGUGAUUCUUUUGAUGUUAAAUUUGACU